Messenger RNA from Racocetra persica, 603 nucleotides. NCBI's taxonomy places the organism in Eukaryota, Fungi, Glomeromycota, Glomeromycetes, Diversisporales, Gigasporaceae. The record is from the annotation of a GenBank genome assembly.
UAUGCUAUUAGGAGGCAAAUAGAUUUACCUUUGGCAAAGGAAUUACGAGAAGGUGCGGGUGUAAAAAAAAAUACACUUGCAAAGCACCUUUUGGUAGGCCAUUGGGAUCAUCUUGGCAAACCAUUAGGAAUCACCUUUUGGCAGGCCAUUGGGGAUCACCUUUUGUUUAAGUGUAAACAAACCCAAAUACCUGACCCAGUUCAGCUAUCUAGUCCUAAUGUAUCCAAAUCUCAAUCAUCAGUACCUAGCCUCCUAUCUAUAGAGGAUUUGGCCAACUGCAGAUCGCAAAAGAAACCCCAAGUUUUUCAACUAGAAGAAGAUUCAAAGGAUCUAGAUAAAAAAGUGCCUUGGCUGGUUUCAUUUUCAAAUAAUGAAGAGCACCAAAAAGUAUGGCAAAAAGGAAUUCAGACAGCAAAAGAUUUAUUUAAAGUAGAUGGUGCCGAAUAUACAUUUUUAAUCUGGUUUGCAACAAUUGAGGAAGAUAAAAUAUAUGAAGCCGAAAUGACCGAAGAAUGUGCCAAGAAAAUUUUAAAUACAAUAGAUAAUGAUAAGUUUCUUAUAAGGAUAAAGUUUAUUCGACCAGAUUAUGAUAAUUUCAAAAUU